AUGGCCGAUCUAUCGAACCAGCAGUGGCGGGCGCUGGCGCAGGCUUACCCCUUUUAUCUUGCCGGCAACGUGGGUGUCGGAGGCCCUGAUAGUAAUCGUUCGCCGGAUCGCCAAGCUGGUCUCACUGAAGGCGAGCUUGUGGCCCCGUCACCGUCGUCGAGUGAGGAGUUUCUGCAAUACGUCGUGCCACGAGUAGCGAAGGUCUUUCCCGAGGAGCUGCAGGCCUACGAACGGGCCAGGGGCCGUGGCGGCCAACCAGACCAUCCCAACGGCGGCAGAGUUUGUCGUGCGUCGUCUCUGUCCGCAGCAGAGGCUGUGGAUGCCCUGCUCGUGUACUUGUUUAACUGCACCACCUCAGCGCUCUCGCGAGAUUCAUCAAAGAAGCAGCGCAGGCCCUUCGCGUCUGCAUGCUUUGGGCCGCUCAUCACGCCCCUCUCACGCCGCGAGCAACAACUGUUGGGCCUCUACCACCGUAAGCAAGAGCAGUACACCUACGUAUUGAGCACUCAGCAACAACUCCUUGCGGCGUCCCAGCUCGCCGUGCAGGCAUUGCAGGGAGUGAGUGGCCCCAUCCUGGCAUACAGGCAAAGGGGCAUGAGCGCGUCGCAACGCGGUGCUGAGGAGAGCCUGGCCGCCUCCACCCGUGAGAGCGUUGUUUUUCCUGACAACCAGAAGCUAUCGGCAUGGCCGCCGCUGUCGCACGCGAUGGUCAGCGGCGACGGCACCUCUGUCUGCGCGGUACAAGCCGCGUCCUCAUCACGUGUCCCAGCUGCGAGUGGUGUGAACAGCUGUGAUGCCAGUCGUGCCUUUACGAGCACGCUAGCCAACGUCCCGUACGAGAGCCGCCCACGAGAGACGCCGGCAGUGGCGGCUUUGCCAGCGGAUGGCUCAUCCGUAGCCGGCACUUGGAGAGACCCCCCUUUUCUUCACGCCCGCACCGAUACCGCGCCGGUGCUAAUCACCAUGAGCCGCUGUGCCGGCUGCCACGAGGUGGGUGGCGAUCUGCUCAUCUGCACUCAAUGUGAGGAGGUGCGCCACGAAGCCUGUGGCGGGCCGCACCCGCCAGGGCCCAGAACGGCCGACAAGAAGAUACCCGCUAUGAACGUCUGCAAGCGGUGCGCGAAAGCGCUGAACUUGUCCAGCAGCUCGUCGAGCCUUCGCAGCACCACGUCUUCGAGCGAGCGAGCGGAGCUGGAUGAGUACUUCGGCUCCGAUGACGACGCCAGCAGCCUCUCCGGAUUCAUCGUGAACACCAGCGAUGAUGAUGAGACGGAGGGGGACAGCCAGAGCGCUAAUAACGACGGUGGCAGCGAUGUGGACAGCGCCAAGGGCAAUGGGAAAGGUGGGAGGCGGCAGAAGAAGCAUCAGUCAACGGGCGCGUCAGCACCGGCGCGGAAAGACCAGCAUGUCAACAAGAACAGGAAGCGGAGGUCUGCCGCAGGUGCCACAGAGGCAGCGUCCGAUGUGUCAUCGGUGUCUUCAGCCGCCUCGGGGUCGUCAUCGCGCAUUUGGAGCCGUUCUGCGUCGCUCGACCGCGCCCUCGCAAUGGCUGCAAAGGGAAAGAGCAAGAAGCACGACUCAGCCAAGAAAGUGCACGCUGUUGAUGGCGAAGGUGAUGCUGUGGCUUCGGCACCGCGGAAUGAGGAUCACGAGGGACAGCGACGAAAGCGGCGCCGCGUGCGCCACGAGGAUGAGGAAGGUGGGCGCCGUCUGCACAAGCGCAGGCGCUCUGCUGCUGACACCAGUGAUGCCUCUUCACUGACGUCGAGCACGUCCUCGGGCUCGUCAUCGUUGGCGACCAAGAAGGUGCGGCCGCUGAGGCCACAGAAAGAGAAGGUGUCUUCGCAACACCAGAGAAGCGCACAGGUGCCACCGUCGCCGCAGCCUCAGGAGGAAGCGAGGCGGGUGCCCACAUCUGGGGGUAAGGAGAGCACGACGCAUUCGCCCGUAGACCGCCGCCGAGCAGAGCUGCUGUCGGCUCAGCCGCGUCGUUUAGCGGUGUUGGAGGACGAGGAAGAGCUCAGCGCGCUUGGCAUCGCCUCAUCUUCUGCAUCCGGGACACCGCUGCAACCGCCACCGUUGUCGUCGAGGCGGCGCCAAAACGGCAGCGCUAACCGAAGUGCUGGCCGCAGACGCCUCAUGAACGAUGCCUCCUCUUCGUCCUCCAGCGACGACAGCAACUGA
Messenger RNA from Leishmania mexicana MHOM/GT/2001/U1103, 2184 nucleotides. RefSeq lists its product as hypothetical. Lineage: Eukaryota; Euglenozoa; Kinetoplastea; Trypanosomatida; Trypanosomatidae. The transcript has a single exon. The record is from RefSeq and is a predicted model, not a curated record. Bases 1 to 2184 code for a protein of 727 amino acids.